AAAAGUAACAUUUUAUACCGAUUCGUGUUUCCGAUCGCCAACAGUAAUGAUAUUGUUUUAAGGAACUAAAGACAUUUCGGCUGGCUUAUUGGUGAAUGCAUUUUCAGUGCAGCGUGUAAGCUUCCCUCGAUGUUCCUUGGCUACAGCAAGCUUUGUGAAUUUUGACAGAUAAACAGUUUGUUUUCAUUUGGUACACACUUCGCAGCAAACAACGAAAAAUUAGGGCAUUUGUCCUGUUUGUACCGGUUUGCAACGCCAAGAAUUGCUUUCUAACGAGUGCGGAGAGUAGAAGGUGAAGCGUAAACAUUCAUAAUGUCUAGUGCGACGCAAAUCUGUAUGUCUCCUCGAAGUGGCGGUGGUGGUGGUGGAACCGGCGACGUGAAGCUUGUGCUGAAGCAGAAACCCGGAUCAUCGCCGAACUCCGCCGUUGUUUAUCAGUCCGAUUCGAACGAUGGUGUCUUGGGUGGCAACGUAAACAACCCGCUGGUGUCGGUAGACGGCGAUGGGGACGAUUCUCCCACCUUCCUAAAACAAGAACCGUCAGGCAAUCAUUAUCCCUCCAACUCCCGGCCAAAGCGCUCGUCCUCGGCUUCACCGGCUUCCUCUCCGUCGCCCACUCAGCUUGCCGCACCGGAGUCGAGCGUCGAACCAACGGGAUCAGGUCAUAGAUCCGGCGGGGAGCCCGUUCCGGUGGCCAUCGGCAGCGGCCACGGAAGUGCCAACACGGCAAACUACCAUAAUUUUAUCGCACGUCUAAUAAGCAAGGACAACAUGCUGUUGAUCAGCGAGGACGUGAUCGAGGUCGGGCGCAACUCGUCCAAGUCGCAGGUGGACUUCCACGUGGGCAAGAAUAGUUUCAUCUCGCGGAAGCAUUUCAUCAUCCAGCACGACAUGAACGACGAGUUUACGCUGUUCUGCAUCAGCAAGAACGGGGUGUUUAUCGAUAACGUGUUCUACCGCAAGCGCGGAGAACCGUACAAACUUCCGAAGCUGUGCAGCAUCCGUUUUCCGAACACCAACAUCAAAAUCCAGUUUGAGAAUCUUAUCGACCAGGCGAACAACGGCAUCAUGGUGGACCUGAGCGAGCACACACCGGUCAAGAUCGGUACUGGGCCGAUGGGCGGUAUCCCGCUGCACGCCGGUUCCAUUACGGGAUCUACCAUCGGAGCCCUGUCGAAUCUGCAGCAGGGGCGUGGCGGUAUCUCGGUCAUCACUGGUGACCAGCAUAAUCCCGAUGGAGAGUCGCCAUCGUCGACCGUCAUCUAUGCACCGUUGAAAAUUUCGAUUCCACCCGAGCAAGGAGCAAGUACCAGCGGCACGAUGAUCCAACGUGGCGUUGGCGGCAAUGGUUACCCAUCGCCAACUGGGACAAUCAGCGCAGCGAACAGCUGCCCUACUAGCCCCCGGCAGAAUGUGCAUGACUUUGGCCACUACAGCAGUGCGCGCCACCGCACUACCCACGCUACGGGCGGUGGGGAUAACCACAAUAGCAGCAACACCAGCGGCAACAACUUUUCCGAAUUCCAAGCGCCUGCCACGCAUUCGUUGGAAAGCGAUAAACCACCGUACAGCUACGCCCAGCUGAUCGUUCAAGCUAUCUCGGCUUCGCCGGACAAGCAGCUGACGCUUUCGGAGAUCUAUUCUUUCAUAUCGAAAAACUACCCGUACUACCGCACUGGGGCGAACAAGGGUUGGCAGAACUCCAUCCGGCACAACUUGAGCCUGAAUCGAAACUUCAUCAAGGUGCCGCGUUCGCAGGACGAACCGGGCAAGGGUAGCUUCUGGCGAAUAGAUCCAUCGAGCGAGCUGAAGCUGGUCGAUCAGAGCUACCGGAAGCGCCGUCAGCGCGGUUCCCAAUGCCUGCGCAUGCCAUCCGGCAUGCCCCGUUCGGCCCCGGUUUCGCCCAGCUGCACGGACAACUCGCGCGAAGGUUCACCGAUUAACGAGGAGCUGCUCCUGUCGGCUCCUGGCUCGCCCGGACAAAACAACAGUGGCUACCAGCCGUACGCCGGUCAGCAGUACACGGUGUACGAGAGCACCGAGCAGAUGCACGCCGAGACGUACGAAGAGGAUGAGCAGAUCGAGUACGAGAGCGACGACUACGAACCGGGCCACAAGCGUCAAAAGAUGUAAUUGUCGUCGUCGUAUAGGCGCGGAAACAUGUCGGCUAUUUCAUGAAAUACAGUGCAAGCUGCAGUAGAUUAGUGUCACUAUUCCUCGUCGUCUGGCGUCAAUCUUCGCCAUCAUCUAUUCAAGAAUGGAUGUUUAAAUGGAGAGUUAGUAUUCGAUACACAUUUUUUCAAACUAAGCUUACUAUUAUGUUUUUUUAAAUCAGCUAUAUCCCAACCCGAUGCGUGCGUUUUACGAAGAGAAUUUCAUUUGUAAUUGCUGAUAGUAAAAUAGUAAUAAUAAUAAAGAUAAACAUACAAUAAUGA
This is a messenger RNA of Anopheles coustani, 2435 nucleotides long. RefSeq names its product forkhead box protein K2-like. The transcript has a single exon. Bases 313 to 2133 code for a protein of 606 amino acids. NCBI's taxonomy places the organism in Eukaryota, Metazoa, Arthropoda, Insecta, Diptera, Culicidae. Gene Ontology annotation, molecular function: DNA-binding transcription factor activity, RNA polymerase II-specific; protein binding; RNA polymerase II cis-regulatory region sequence-specific DNA binding. The record is from RefSeq and is a predicted model, not a curated record. Gene Ontology annotation, biological process: regulation of transcription by RNA polymerase II.